UUUCUUCAAAGGAGCGAUAGCUACGCAAAGAGCAAAUAUUUUUUUCUAAUAAAAAUGGCUACUUUGGAUUCAUCAAACUCGUCCACCGAAACCGACGUUGAAACAAACCCUAGCCCCGAUCCUAAUUCUUCAAAAGCUACAAUCCCAAAUCCUCCUAAUUCCAAUUCCCCUUCCGUAUGCCUCAUCAAUUUCGCAGGAGAUUCCGCCGCCGGCGCCUUCAUGGGCUCCAUCUUCGGUUACGGUUCGGGAUUGAUUAAAAAGAAGGGCUUUAAAGGCUCCUUUGUGGAGGCAGGAUCUUAUGCCAAGACGUUUGCAGUUUUGUCGGGUGUACACAGUUUGGUGGUUUGCUUUUUGAAGAGGCUGCGCGGAAAAGAUGAUGUUAUUAAUGCUGGUGUAGCCGGAUGUUGCACUGGACUUGCUCUAAGUUUUCCAGGUGCGCCCCAGGCACUUCUUCAGAGCUGUCUAACCUUUGGAGCCUUCUCGUGUAUCAUGGAAGGGCUUAACAAGCAGCAGCCAGCGCUGGCACAUUCGUUUUCUUCGAGAAACAAGAGUGGAACUCGCCCGUUGGCUCUCCCUCUUUCGCUCCCUCUUCCGGAUGAGUUCAAAGGAGCUUUCUCUUCCUUCUGCAAGUCCAUAGUAAAACCAAAUAAAGGCAGCUCUUGGAGAGCUAACUGAUGGGGCUGCCAUUUUUAUGUUCUUGUGUUUUGUAUAUCGUUGCAAGUGCGGGUGGUGAGACUGUACACUUGAAAAAUUUUGUUAAAGAUUUUUGAAGCAUUUGCAAACUGAAAUAUGAAGUUGUUUCUUUUAUGUACUUUUGUUG
Hibiscus syriacus is the source of this 820-nucleotide messenger RNA. RefSeq names its product chloroplastic import inner membrane translocase subunit TIM22-2-like. Bases 55 to 675 code for a protein of 206 amino acids. Lineage: Eukaryota; Viridiplantae; Streptophyta; Magnoliopsida; Malvales; Malvaceae. Gene Ontology annotation, molecular function: transmembrane protein transporter activity. The record is from RefSeq and is a predicted model, not a curated record. Gene Ontology annotation, cellular component: TIM22 mitochondrial import inner membrane insertion complex; chloroplast envelope. The transcript is spliced from 5 exons. Gene Ontology annotation, biological process: protein insertion into mitochondrial inner membrane; protein targeting to chloroplast.